Solea solea (common sole) is the source of this 1392-nucleotide messenger RNA. RefSeq names its product membrane-associated ring finger (C3HC4) 5 (gene marchf5). The transcript is spliced from 6 exons. The record is from RefSeq and is a predicted model, not a curated record. The coding region runs from base 32 to 919 and encodes 295 amino acids. NCBI's taxonomy places the organism in Eukaryota, Metazoa, Chordata, Actinopteri, Pleuronectiformes, Soleidae. Gene Ontology annotation, molecular function: zinc ion binding.
UUACCAAGGUAAAGAGACUACUCAUGAAUACAUGAAGGAGCAAAGGAAAGAGAAGGCAGCAUUGACAUGUUACAGACACCAAAUGCAAAGAACAAACCACCGAGAACAAACAACAAUGAGCUGCUGGGUGUGCUUUGCCACAGAGGAGGACGACCGCACAGCAGAGUGGGUGCGACCAUGUCACUGCCGUGGCUCCACCAAGUGGGUUCACCAGGCUUGCUUGCAGCGCUGGGUGGAUGAAAAGCAGCGGGGCAACAGCACAGCUCGCGUGGCCUGCCCUCAGUGUAAUGCAGAAUACCUCAUCGUCUUUCCUAAAUUAGGUCCAGUGGUCUACGUGUUGGACCUCGCCGACCGGCUCAUCUCUAAGGCAGGACCCUUUGCGGCUGCUGGCAUCAUGGUGGGCUCCAUCUACUGGACUGCUGUCACAUACGGAGCUGUGACCGUCAUGCAGGUGGUGGGUCAUAAAGAGGGCCUGGACGUCAUGGAGCGGGCUGACCCCUUGUUUCUGCUCAUUGGCCUGCCCACCAUCCCCGUCAUGCUGAUCCUUGGCAAGAUGAUCCGCUGGGAGGACUACGUCCUGCGUCUGUGGAGGAAGUAUUCUAACAAACUGCAGAUCCUCAACAGUAUCUUCCCAGGGAUUGGCUGCCCGGUUCCUCGGAUCCCCGCAGAGGCCAGCCCCCUCGCGGACCACGUGUCGGCCACGCGCAUCCUGUGCGGCGCCCUCGUCUUCCCCACCAUCGCCACCAUCGUCGGGAAGCUCAUGUUCAGUAGUGUCAACUCCAACCUGCAGAGGACCAUCCUGGGAGGCAUCGCCUUUGUUGCCAUCAAGGGAGCGUUUAAGGUUUACUUCAAACAGCAGCAGUACAUGAGGCAAGCCCACCGUAAGAUCCUCAACUUCCCUGAGCAGGAGGAAGCCUGAGGAGGAGGAGGGAGGGAGGGAGGGAGGACGACUGGAUGGACAGAUGGACAAAACACAUACACACUCGCGCACACACACACACACACACACACACACACGCGCGCCUCUGCUGAAGCCGUCGGGAGGGGAUAAAAACGUCAGACCCAGAGAGGGAAGUGACUUUAGAUCAGCGUCAUCCUCAUUUAUCUGCUCCGAUCCACGCCUCUGCAAUCACCUGCUGAUUUUAAUCUUCCGAUGCGUUUUUUUUGUUGGAUGAAGACGGAUCAGACAGAUGGAAACACACACACACACACACACACACACACACACACACACACACACACACACUCUAACUACAUGAAGAACUUGUGCAGAGUGGAUGUCGCAUAACUAAUAACUUGUUGUGAACUUAAUUGUAUUUUAAAGGAGGAAAGAGAGAGAAAAAAAUGUUGGGCGUGUGUAAUUAUAAAGUUUUAUAUUAAUAAUAAUAAUAA